AUGCCAUUUUCUUCGUCGCAGUCGCGGUCUCAGCACGAUGCCGCCUCGUCGUCCACCGUGACGCUUCCACUCGUGUUGCUCAUCGCAUCGCUCCUCGCGCAAAUCGGGACCUCUCCGAAGCAUGCCAUCCUUACCAGCGCUGUUGCCUGGCUCGCAGUGUGCACCUACACGACGCUCAAGAUAGGAGCGAGGUCGUCGCUGGAUGGCUCGUCUUCGCAGCGACUGGCAUGGGGCGCGGGCGUCUGCUUGGCCGUGGCAGGAAUCUGCGAACGCGCAGUUGAUGGCAGGGCUAUCUGGUGGGCGAAGGUGUUGAUACCGCUGUUGAUCUUCCUGUCCACGAAAGCAGGCAUUCUCGAACACGCCCAGCCAGCAAGCUCUUCGCCCCCAUCGAGUCCCACGAAGCCAGGAUCAGUUAGGGCCUGUCACGAACUUGUAUCAAAGAGGACUUUGGCCAUUAUAACGGGUUCUGGCUUGGUGGCAGUGUAUACGCAUUCAGGGUCAAUCUCUGUCAUAGCGCUCGGCCUGUCGUACGCUGUUGUGCAAGCGCUUGCCCUGCAUCUCGUGGAAGGUGCUAGAUAUCAGUCGCACGAUGUCGGAGGUGUGAUAUACUCGGCCAAUGGCUUGCUCACGCAGCCAGUGAUGCCCUUGGCCUCCGCUGCAAACCAGUGGAUGUCUCUAUUGAGGGACGUAUCCGCCUCAGCAGGUGCAACGCUCGGUGUUGCCGCGCUCACCCUGGAGAACCUGCGUUUUGGCGGAUUGGCCUACUGGGGUCUAAUGGGAAAGAUCAUGGGCGAUCAUUGGGUGUUCGGGCAGAGUAUAAUUUCUGUUGUUCACGCGCUGGGAACGGUCAUGAUACAGGUCGUAAUGUUUGCAGCUCUGCUCCUAAUGGUAAACGAUCGAGGUGCCUUCCUCACGAGCUUUGUUCCGCUCGCUGCAACGCUAGCUUCACAGCUCCUGCUCGCUUUCUCGACUUCACGACUUUACUUCGCCGCGCUGUGUAUAGGCGGCACGUUCUCCCUUCUCAACGAGCAGGGCACAUUCCUUGGUGGAGGAAGGAUGAGAAUUCGGAUCAGCAAGCUGCUCACCGUUGUUGCUGCUGUGUCAUUCGUGGUGUUGACAUUCUACUACUUGCUGCAGCCAAUUCAAAACGCUUCGCUGAGAGCGCAUGGACCUCAAGCAACUGUAGGACUCAAUGUCGCGCCACCAGUCACGCUACUUGAGCCGCUGCAGUCCGCCGACACCCGUACCCAUCCUGUGAGAACCCUCGUCCAGGACGCACAGAGGUCAUGGUCGUCAAAGCUGCAAUCUCAGUCCCAGUCUCUCGAAGCCGCAGUCACCGAGUACAAAAGGAGGUAUGGACUGGCACCGCCGCCGCAUUUCGACAAGUGGUACGAAUUCGCCAAGAGGAAGAAGGUACAACUCGUCGAUGAAUACGACACUAUUUACCACUCACUACUACCAUUUUGGGGUCUGGCACCAGCCACGAUCCGAGCAAGAGCAAGAGAGGCUCUAGGCUUUGGCGACAACAACUUGAUGGGGCUACUUGUCCGCGAGGGCAAAGCCUUUCAUGUCGAAGGAGGACAAGAAUGGCUCCAACAAGCAGCGGUAGGCAUGAUGGAGCAGUUCAUCGAAUACCUGCCCGACAUGGACUUGGCUUUCAACGUCCACGACGAGCCCAGAGUAGUGGUACCCCAUGAUCAACUAUGUCGUCUGCUACAGGUGGCACUAGAAAAAAAUGUGCCUGCUGCCAUCGCCCAAACAACACCAAAGAACACCUUCUCUGCUCGACCAAAAGAUGUCAAGAGCGGCAAGCGCAUUGAAGAAGUCAAAACGACACGCUUCAACGUGUUUGCUCACCAGCCGACAUGGAUCCCGUCGCGCUUGUCUUGCUCGCCAGACAGUCCAGCUAGGAUGCUGGAGGAGUCACUUGCCACAGAUAAUCUAACUGCGUAUUCUCUGAGCGAGCUAGGCUUCAUCUACAACCACACUUCAUUCUCUGACAUCUGCAAUUCACCAUCCUUCGGACAGUCACACGGCUUCUUCGACAGGCCCAACGCCUUCAAUGUGGUUCACGACCUGUUUCCCAUCUUCAGCCAGAGCAAGAUGUCGAGCUUUCAGGACAUCGUGUACCCCAGCCCUUGGUACUGGUAUGGAAAAGUCAAGUAUGACGAGAGCAAGGACCUGGACUGGGAGAAAAAGGAGAACAAGCUCUGGUGGCGAGGUAGCACCACAGGAGGUUUCAGCCGGGCUGGCGGCUGGCGGCGCCAACAUCGACAGAAGUUUGUGGGCAAAGUCAAUGCCCUGGACAACGCAAAAGUUUUGCGAAGCAGCAACGCCGCAGCAACGGAUGAGGAUCCUGGGUCAAAGUGGAUUGUUAAGGACGUUCCGCGACAAGACUAUCAGGAAAUCAUGGAUGUCCACUUCUCGCAUGUUGGCCAAUGCGACCCUGGUGACUGCGAUGCCCAGCGUGAGUUUUUCAAGGUGGUGGAGCCAGCGGAUCAGCAAGAGGCAUGGAGGUACAAGUAUUUGCUCGACAUGGACGGUAAUGCGUUCUCGGGACGAUUCUACGCCUUUCUCAUGAGCCAUAGCCUGCCAUUUAAGAUGGCAGUGUUCCGCGAGUGGCACGAAGAGUGGCUGAAGCCAUGGGUGCAUUACAUCCCACUCAGCUUGAGGGCUGAUGAAGCACUGGAGGCUGUAAGAUAUCUCGAUGCCGAGGAGGACGGGAAGCCGUUGGCCACGACCAUCGCAGAAACAGGGCGAGAAUGGGGCCACAAAGCGCUGCGCAAUGAAGAUUUUGAGGUCUGGUUGUUCAGGCUACUCCUAGAAUAUGGCAGGGUGAUAGACGAUGAUCGUGAAUCCAUAGGCUAUACAGGAGCAUAA
Fulvia fulva is the source of this 2880-nucleotide messenger RNA. RefSeq names its product Beta-1,2-xylosyltransferase 1. The record is from RefSeq and is a predicted model, not a curated record. Lineage: Eukaryota; Fungi; Ascomycota; Dothideomycetes; Mycosphaerellales; Mycosphaerellaceae. The transcript is spliced from 4 exons. The coding region runs from base 1 to 2880 and encodes 959 amino acids.